Molecule: messenger RNA, 8341 nt
Organism: Lymnaea stagnalis (great pond snail)
Lineage: Eukaryota; Metazoa; Mollusca; Gastropoda; Lymnaeidae
Source: the annotation of a GenBank genome assembly
GUAGCUGCGUGACCUCCCUUAGGCUUGGCUGCCGAUUCGUGGUCUAGUAGGGCUGCUGAAUGGAAGUUUAUGAGCAGCUAAACAUGAGAGAAGUGAAAGAUAAUGAGAAGAUUUACUUUCAACGUGUUUUUAGUAAGUGGGACUACGAAGUUUCUCUCAGUUAAGUCAGCGUCUUAAAAGUAUGCCCAAAUAUGACGGUGUUUAUAUGAUCGUCUGGGUAUGGGCGUUCUUUAAAAAAAAAAAAACUUGCCUGCGAUUAGUGCACGUAGACUGUUGAGUGCUGUGUUGAUACUAUGUCAUGUCAGAUGCGAGUUGGGUCUCAGCUUGAGUUUUUGUGUGUGUUUUUUUUUUUCUAUGGAAACUGCUCAUUGCCACGUAGUACCUGGGAUGGAGGGAAAAUAAUCAUUGUGUUAGGCUUAGGCCUUACUUAAAUUGAUUUGCUGUUUAGCACAUCAGUACAGUAUUAAUAACUGCCAUGGCAUGAGCAAUACUGAAAUUCAAUAAAAUAUAAUAAAUAGAAUUUUAAAAUAGGUUACUCAGGUUACUCAUAAUAAUAUAAUAAUAGGCUAGAAUUAGAAUUUAGCAAUACUGUACAGUUCAGACAGUCUGAAUAGUCCCCCCCCCCUCCCCAGCCAAAUAUUGAGUCAUAGACAUAGAUGACAUAGUCAUUGUAGGCCCAUCAUACUCAUAGUCAUAGGCCAUGGCCAUAAAUAAAAUGAUCAGGUUAUGGAAUAUAGGCAUAGGAUGAAAAAUGGAUAGUUCACAUUUGAGCCAAGGCCCCCAAGGCCUAAAAGGAAAGAAGUAUUAGGCCCCCAAGGCUUAAAAAGAAAGAAGUAUUUAGACCCUACAAGUAACUAGGGUUACCAACCCUUAGCAGGAUCCUUGGGCCUACUUUCAAGCCACCAAUGUUUUGUAAAAAUAAAAUUAAAGUUAAACUACAUAAAUUUUUUUUAUGUAAAUUGUUUUAAAGAUAAACUUGUAUUAGCGAGUGCUCACUACACAUUACAUUGACUGAUUUUUACAUGUAAUAUUAGAAUAUGGGAGAAUAGUUCUUAAUAAGCGACAAUUGAGGUCCAUUAAUUUAUAGCUGUGCGUGUGUUUGACAGCAUGAAAUGCCAAUAUGUCUUCAGCUGCUGAAACAGAUUCAUCACUUUUUAAACCCGGUGUUAAGAAAAAUUGGUAACUUUAGUAGAUGAAGUUUUUUCUGAGAACACCCUUAACAUGUUUUGGUGUUUCGAUGUGCACCUUGCCUUUAAAUCCAGUGCACCCUUAUUGAGAACAGAAAUGUAAGUUCUGCUGUUGCAUGUCGAACAUUCAGUUUCCCAGUCAUAUCGACCUCCACGAAAACAUGGGUAUUGUGUUUUCAGUGACUCUGACUCUGUAAAUAAACUCCUACAUUUCAGCAUCUACUAUUUUAGCCCUACCAGCCUACCAUCUAGUAUUGUAGACUGUAGUUCUAUUGAAAUUCGUGCAUUUAUCAGCAGUGCUCAGACUAAACUGAACUAGGGCCCAUUCACAAUGUUGAUUACCGGUAUAUUUUUAUGUUUCAAAUCUGAAAUCAUGCAUGCUGUUUAAAAAGUCAACCAUAGGCCUAGCCAGCAAAUUUAUUAUUUUUAAAGCCAAAGGGUUAUUGGACUAUCAUAGUCUUAGGCAGGUUUAGAAAAAACUAAAUUUAAUUUAGUUUUCUCUGAAUCUGCCAUAUAUUAUUCUUGCACAUAAUAAUGUGAUUAACUAAGAAAACCUUUGUUUAUGCUUUUUUUAACUCCCCAACUAUUCACAGCACAAACUUGAAUUGAAAUAAGAAUUUAUUUCAACUGCUUAUUUUUUAAAAAUCAACUAAUUAGCUUUUGGGGAUCAGAAAAUGCCACCCAGAUGUUAGAAUAGUUGGAUGUAAAAUCUAUUUUAAUUUAAUCAAAUCUUGUAUGGUUUGAUAUGGUAAUAUUAUUUUUUUGUACCAAAAUAUAUUUGCAAGCUUACUUAUUUAUUUAUUCACUCUUUGAUUGAAUUUCUUUUUCUGUGGUGUCCUUAGAGGCCUUAAUGUUUUCUGAAUGAGAAAUCAUUAUCUUUCUGAACCAUAAUUUUGUUACUGUAUGUCUUAACUCUCUAAAGACUGUAGAUUUUUCCAGUUUUUAAUGACCUUGAUUCUUCACUGUGUCUCAUGGCUGUAAUUUUGUAGCUACCUACAAGUAUUAUAUAUCAUUUUAAAGAUAAUUGGAUGCUCUUUAAUUGAUAUUUGGUGUUUGUUCAAAAUAUCCUUGCUAAAUUUGAUUUUUUAUUAUUUUUGAUCAAAACAAAAUUUUUUUUUAAGUCGACAAAAACAAAACAUCACAUUUUUACAAAGAAAGAAAAAAAAAAGUGUUUCCAAAUAUAUCAAUAAAAUUGAUAUUUUAUUAGAAACUCUUCAAUACUAAAAACAUAUUCCAAUUUCGAAAGAAUAGACCCAUAAAUAAAAAAGUUGUGACUUUUUGUAGGCAACAUAUCAUUCAAGGAAAUAUUGCUAGAAAAAGUCAAAAUUAUUUUCAAAAAAUAAUAAUUUUAUUUUCAAAGGAAAACAUAUACUGCAUCAUAUUAUCCCUUAGAGAAUUAUUAGUAAGUAUUAUUUUAGAAGAAAAGUUUUUUUUAAAAAAGUAAAUUUUAAUAAAUAAAAAAUUUUUUAUGCAUCCCAGAGAUACCGAUCAAAUGAUGUAAUCCUUCGCCAAGACCAUGCAUUUAAAAUUCUUGAAAACAAUUUCUUUAUUGAUUAAAACAUACAAAUGUAUCAAAAAGUAAGCCUAUGACAUAUGCUCUGAUAAUUUUACCCUGUUUUGGUAACACACAGUUACAUUUUUGUUUUUGUCAUGUCACGGCGCACGAUGUAAAGAUUUCGGGCUUUACAGUAAUGGGUUCAUCAUCAAAGAUGUCAUUUGUUCCCUAAAUUUUUCAUUAAUUGCUACACUUUCUUGAUGCUGAUACAGUUCAUUGUAUUUUGCAUGGAGAUACAUAAGGGUCUCCCAAUUUUGCCCAGCAUUUUCCUUUAUUUUCAGUAUCAGAAAAUUUUAGGAAACUCAAUAUAGCCUUGAAUAUGUCCUUAGUACUAAUGGCCUUGCUCAUUGUCCAUCAUAAAAGGAUUUCCUGGACAUUUCUUGCAAAAUUAAGAGCUUGAUAAAUCCUGGAUUCAUAAUAAGUCCACUUAGUAGCUAAAACUCCCAUUCAAUGAUGUUAUAAUGGUACCAAUUUUUGAAAACACAAAAUUUCUGCGGCCAUUGUCCUGCGCACACUGCUUACUAAUAACCAACCAAAUCUGUCGUAAAGUAGAAAUUGAAAAUGUCUAUUUGCUUUUGAAAUCUCCUUAUAUCCUCUCUUUUUUUAACAUCAGGAAGCAAUAAUGCUUUGUACCUCUGGUCUAAAUGCAGCAAAGAGUCCCACAGUCUUUUGUCAUCAUAACCCAUUGUACUGACUAUGUUUGACAUCUGCCCUUCAUAGAUGCUGUCAAAAUAUAAAAAACAAAAAAAAUAUUAGUUUAGCUACAAUUUAAAUAAAAAGAUUUCUAAAUAUUCAACAAUCUGCCUAAAUUACUUUUACUUCAACUUUUCAUUGAAAAGGGAACACAGCUGAUUGUUACAUAAUAGCCUUGGCCUUGUAUGGCAUUGUUUACAUUUCGCUAACUGAAAUGUAAUAAUAUUCAAAUAAUUUUAUAACUACAAAUUAGUUUCAAUUAAAACAAAUAAAUAAUUUAAUCUAUUUCAGAAUUUUAUACUACUGGAACUUGAAUGAAACUAAUGUUAGGGCUAAUAAUAGUGCUAAGAAAGUAUCACAGUAUGCGUGAGUUGAGUAUGAAUGAAAAAAAGUAAACAAACCUUGUUACUAUUAUUAUGAUGAUAAUUUACAGAAUUAUCGAUAUCAGACACAUCUGAAGUGCUAUCUUCAUCAAAAAUAUUCCUCUAAAUAAGAAUAUUUGUCAAUUUCAAGCUUAUAAUCAGACUCAGACUCCAUAGCAAUUUUUAAUGAGUAAAUGUCGAAAAGGAAAAUUUAUGAAUGGACAAGUUGCUACCAGAUUUCUUCAAGAACUAGUAGAAUAAAGGAUUUUUCUUUUGCCAAAUUGAAAUUUAACAUUCCAAAUUAGUAAAUCUUUAUUUUCGCCUUUUAAUAUUAUUUUUAUAUAUAUAUUAGGGGUUGUUUUUUUGACCCGCCAUAUAUGACAGAUUUUUCAAUCUCUCGUCUUUUGAGAGUUAAACUGCACUUCUGUGACUUACAUGAUACAACUGUCACAUGGGUUUUUCUAUCAACCUACCACAGGUUUAUAAUACUUCAAUUUUACUCAAGGUCUAAAAAUAAUUGGAUAUUUUUAUUUAUGUGUGAAUUAAAACAUUAGAAUAAGAUAAAAUGAGAUAAGAUUGUUUCUUGAUCCAAAUAAAUGGAAAUGUUUUUUGAUAAAAUUGUAUUAUAUUCACUUUCAGCCCAUAAAUAAAUACAUAUUUGAAUCAAGACAACAUUUUACAAGUAAAAUAGUUUAAACACAACACAUCUAAAGUAUUUCUCUAGUGUAGAAAAUCAGCCAUCAAUGAACUCCUUUGGCGAAAAUAAUGACUUAAUAAUUGAUCAUUUUAGAUUUGGUAACCACUGGGGGAGCAUGCUGUUGAAUUCAUACAGACUGGGGUUAUAACUUUCGGUCCUAACUUUAAGAGAGAAUUCACACUAAUGUGGCUUGGAUGUAUUGUAUACAUUUUUUUUUUUUAGCUUUACAACUGCAUUUUUUUUCAAUAGUUCUUCAAGUGAAGGAUGUUUAGUUUGUGUGAUAUUACUAGCUUUCUUGAUUAGUCUGUUUAAUCAGUGUUUUAUGUCAGACAAUCAAUUACCAGACCAGCAGGUAAUAAUGACGUUCAGUAGGCUUCCAAUUGUUGCACUGUAGAAUAACUUGUAGGUUUACGCCAAAAUUGUACAACAGCACUUGUAUAGUUGUGAAGUAAUUGUAAAGAAACGUUUAAUAUUUAUUGAUACUUAAAGAGAUUAAUAAUUUAAUUUUAGAACUUUGUGAGAUCUACGUAAAGAAAUCUGUAAUGUUGUAUUUGAGAAAUCUUGAUGAAAAGUUAAUGAAUCACUGUAACAUCAUGCUUUGUUUCACCAGGCACGUCCUGCUGUUGUGCUAGCUGCAAUUCUUACUCUAUGCAUGUGUUCAGUGCUGGUGAGCAUGUACUACAUUCACAACAUUGCCCUAGCCACACCUUUGGAUGUUAUGAGGAGUGCCAACAGGGACCUAAGUCCACCAAAUUCAAGAAUUAUUGGAGAUGGAGAUGAUGAAACUAGUUUGUUGGUAACACAUAUUUCUCAUUCACAAGAGCAGUUACAUAAUUUGUCUAAGGUGAAUACAAAAAAUUUCAGCAUGGCAAAAGUACUUUAUUUAAUAUCCCAAAGUUUUACCUUUCAAAUCUUUUUUACAAAGAAAAAAGUAAAAUAGUUCUUCUUAAUGUACAAAAAUAUUUUUUUAUUUGUUUGCUUUACUUUAUUGUAUUGUUUUUGAAGUUUUAAAAUUUUAAUUCACAGAAAUCGGAUGAAAAUGCUCCACCUAUUCUCAAUGAUAUUGAUAUUGCCCUUCACAUUGAGAAGAAAGAGUCUAAAAAAACUCAUAACCCAGACUCUCAGCCUCACAAAAAGUUUAGAAAAGAAGAUAUGUGGCCUAGCCAUGAGAAGGCUCAGAAACGCCGGAAAGCUUUUGUGCCUCUGUCUAUGCAGAUCUAUAACAAUCCACAAAGAACCAGGGAGAACUGGAAUGGAGAGCGCUACAUUGUAUAUUUGUGCCACAGUAACUUAACCUGUGCUGGAUGGGGCGACAGACAGCAUGGUAUUUUAUCCGCAUAUCUCCUUUCUUUGGUAACAAACCGAACCUUCAAAGUGGAUAUGCAAAGCCCAUGCCCACUGUCAAAGCUGUACCAUCCUCGAAUAGUCAACUGGAAAAUCAACCAGACAGAACUUGAGGGUCUGUCCAGCACACAUUUGUAUGCCUUAAAUGAUCGGAGAUUUCGUGAGUCAAUGAAAGAAAUAGACUUUGAUGAGAAGUAUCCCGAGGAUGUGGUUUAUCUGACCACCAAUUAUGACUAUUUUUACAACUUAAAGUCUAACCCUAGAUACAAGGCUAUAUUUCACCAAAAGGUAAGGGGUAGACCAAGGCCGGUGCUGUUUGCAGAUUUGUGGCAAAGCAUUUUUAAAAUGAAUAAAAGAGUUGUACGGAAGUACACACCAGCACUAAAAAGGGCAAGGCCAACCGAUCACCAUAAACUGGCUUGUGCCCAUAUUAGAUUUGGUAGGAAUCCCACUAUACCAACUGAUGGGGACAUCAGAAACACUCUAACUACAAUCAAGCCUUUGUGGUCUUUUCUUGAGAAACAUUCAGAUCCUCAAAAGUACAGAAUUUUUGUCGCCAGUGACUGGCAGGGCUUUCGGGAUAAAGUGAAAAGCCUCUAUAGAAAUAUCACCAUCGACGUAGAUGGGGACAUCAUCCACAUUGAUAAAUUAAAGGACCAGCGUAGGAGAGAGAAUGCCACCAAUGCUGUUCCAUUGGAUCCAUGUUCUGGCUUUGAGAAAGUGAUUGCAGAUCAGUAUGUCCUAAGCAAGUGUGAUAUUCUCCUGUUAACCUAUAGUGUUUUUGGCAAAGCUGCUGCUUAUUUAAGGAGGUCUAACAGUGAUUUAUACCUGAUGGAAAAUGGCACCAUUAAAACUCUGAUAUUGUUUGAUGAGAAAAAUCAUUGAUAGAGACCGAGUUUGCUCAUACAAGUGUGGAUAAUGCAGAGGGAAAUGCCGAAGAUGUCUUUCACAUUAAACCAAUUAGUUCUUUACUUUCAUAAUCAUGCAUUUCACUUUUUUAUCAUACUUAACAUGAGACCAACAAGAGAUAUAGGUGAGACUAUAAUUUAAAUAUAAAUCGUUUGAUUUUCUAAUUAAGUCUAACUAAGAUCUUGGCAAAGUUUACCAUAAUUGAAAAUGGUAGAAGAAUCGUUUCUAUUCGCAAUGAUUGAUUAACAACAUACAGCUAAAUUUUUUUACGAGACAGAGUCGAAAAUAAAAAAUUCAACGUAAUUGCUGUGGAAUGCAGAGAAAGGCUACAAUAGUUAUGCCACAAAAAUCAGCUCACACACUUAAACAUUUUUACAAACAAAUGUUAUAAAUUAUAUAUAUGAUAAGGCAUUAAUAUCAAUCUCAUUUUCUUAAUGUUGAUUCUUCAUGGUUUUUGAAAGAUCUAGGAUUAAUCUAAGAAUUUGUCAGAGUUUGUAAAGCUCAUGAAAAGGUAGGAACUGGGAAAAGACAGGUUUUUUGUUUUUUUGGGGUGCUCCUUUCAAAAGCUUUUGCUUCUACUUCUUGUGUUUUUGGUCCAAGAGCUGGAGCAUUAUUAAUUCAAGUUGAGGUAGUUUUCCAAUUUUAACCAUUGAAAAUAUGAAUUAAAUUUAAUUUCUUACAUUAGGGCUGGCAUUCUAAUGUAGAUUGUUGAAUUGGCCUCAUCUGGUAAAUUAUACAGUAGGAUGAGACUUUAUCAGUGGCAAAUGUUAAUCUAGAUACUCUCCAAAUAACUUUGUUUUAGGAACUGUUUUAGUUUAACUUUUUUCAAUAUAUUUAUAAAGUUAAAGGGGCUUUAACAAAUGAUGGGCAGGCUAAUGCUAGUAUGUCAGGGUUUGAUUUAUCACCUCUGUGUUUACCCAUACCAUCACUUUUAUGAUUUAAAAAAAGUUGUAUUUCAAUAUAUAAUAAUCCAGCAUUAAAUUCAUAAUUAUUUACUUUUACAAGACAAGAUCAAUGACAAUACUGGCAUGUUAAAUAACUCUUUGCAAACAUGCUUUCAACAUUUAAAAAAAGAAAUAUGCAUACAUUCUUUAUUUGGCCCCCAAUUUGACUCAAAUUUUCUGUUCAUAAUCAUUUAGUCUGAAUAUCGAUAAUGAAAUGUUUUUUAUCUGAAUAUCUUUAGAGAAACAUUUAAAAGGUUUGCUGGACUUGAAUUGUAUGCUCAUGAUACUGUUAAUACAAUGACUGUGAUUGACUAUUGAGCACAGCUGUUCAAGCUUGAACACUUCCAUUCUGUGUUAGUUUUCUAACUUUAAAUGGGCUGGAAAGACUUCUGUACAUUUGCAUUUAAUUCUUUUUGCCUGUUUUUUGUUUGGUAAAAUUGUGAAGUCUAUGUGAAAUUAACUUCAAAUUAAUGUACAUUUUUGAAACUGUCCCAUUACUUUAUGACUAUGUUUUACACCUUAUAACUUAUUUGAAGUCAGAUAUGUUCUGCAAAUGUAUGCUGCACAAGUGUCAUGCUAAGCUGCAUGUAACAUCCAUUGUUUAUUAAAUAAAUAUGUUUUUGAAGUGUCAUUUUAUUUAAUGUUGCUGU